This is a messenger RNA of Erpetoichthys calabaricus (reedfish), 3493 nucleotides long. It is a transcript of the gene rps6ka5, whose product is annotated as ribosomal protein S6 kinase, polypeptide 5. Gene Ontology annotation, biological process: intracellular signal transduction; protein phosphorylation; regulation of DNA-templated transcription. The record is from RefSeq and is a predicted model, not a curated record. NCBI's taxonomy places the organism in Eukaryota, Metazoa, Chordata, Cladistia, Polypteriformes, Polypteridae. Gene Ontology annotation, molecular function: magnesium ion binding; ATP binding; protein serine/threonine kinase activity.
CAGAUUCGCCAAUAGUAAAACAGCAAAGACGCGGGGUCGUUUAUUUUUAAGGUGGAGCUUCAGCGCACCCUGACAGCACAGAACGCCUAUCGGCGGCCGAGACUUCGCAUAGCAACCCCAAUGGCGCCGGCUGCGGGGCGGGGCACGUGAGUAGGGCAGUGGUGCUAUAGUAGUAGUACAGGAGCUGCCCCGCAGCGGGGAGAAAGGACUGUGUUCUUUAUUUUUACGUUUACAUUCUUUGACUGCUCUUCCACACGGAAACCCUAGUGGCGCCGGUUUUACGGCUUUGGAAAGUUCACCUGACGUCGUGCUGCAAAUAAUGGAGGGUCCCUGCGGGGAAGGUGACCUGUUUACAGUGAAACACGAGCUAAAGAACGCUAAUUUGACGGGCCAUGCAGAAAAAGUGGGAAUCGAGAACUUUGAGCUACUGAAGGUCCUUGGUACAGGAGCCUAUGGAAAAGUGUUUUUAGUAAGGAAAAUCAGUGGACAUGACACAGGAAAGCUUUAUGCCAUGAAGGUGCUAAAAAAAGCGACAAUCAUUCAGAAAGCCAAAACAGCGGAACACACAAGGACAGAGCGGCAGGUGCUGGAACACAUCCGCCAGUCUCCCUUCUUGGUCACCCUGCACUACGCUUUCCAAACUGAUACCAAGCUGCAUCUUAUUCUAGAUUAUGUGAAUGGUGGGGAGCUCUUCACACACCUUUCCCAGAAGGAGCGCUUUAAAGAAAGUGAGGUUUGCUUUUACAGUGGGGAGAUAGUCCUAGCACUUGAACACUUACACAAGCUUGGCAUUAUAUAUAGAGAUAUCAAGCUUGAAAAUAUUCUCCUAGACUCCAGUGGUCAUGUAGUUUUGACUGAUUUUGGGCUAAGCAAAGAGUUUGUGGUUGAUGAGAAAGAGAGAGCAUUCUCUUUUUGUGGCACGAUAGAGUACAUGGCACCGGAGAUAGUCCAAGGAGGUGACUCUGGGCAUGAUAAGGCUGUGGAUUGGUGGAGCCUUGGAGUCCUCAUGUAUGAGCUACUGACGGGAGCAUCACCUUUCACUGUAGAUGGAGAGAAAAAUUCACAGGCUGAUAUAUCUAAGAGAAUACUUAGAAGUGAGCCUCCUUUUCCUCAAGGACUAAGCCCUCAAACUAAAGACCUGAUUCAGAGGUUGCUAAUCAAAGACCCCAAGAAAAGGCUGGGUUCAGGACCUAAUGGAUCAGAUGAAAUUAAAACGCACCCUUUUUUCCAGAAAAUGAAUUGGGAAUAUUUGGCUGAUAAAAAGGUGGUACCGCCUUUCAAGCCUGUAAUUCGUGAUGAGCUAGAUGUCAGCAAUUUUGCGGAGGAGUUCACGGAAAUGGACCCAACAUUCCCUGCAGCUCUACCCCAGGAUUCAGAUCGAUUAUUUCAGGGCUACUCUUUUGUUGCUCCGUCCAUUCUGUUUAAACGUAAUGCAGUCAUAACUGACCCAUUCCAGCUACAUGUGGGCAUAGAACGUCCAGGCUCCAGUGCAGUGGCUCGGAGUGCUAUGAUGAAGGAUUCACCAUUUUAUCUAAAUUAUGAGUUGGACCUAAAAGAUAAUCCUCUGGGUGAAGGAAGCUUUUCAAUCUGUCGAAAAUGCAUUCAUAAGAAGACAAGUCAGGAAUAUGCGGUGAAGAUCAUCAGCAGAAGGAUGGAAGUACAGACCCAAAAAGAGAUUGCGGCUUUGAAGCUUUGUGAUGGCCACCCUAACAUUGUCAAGCUUUACGAAAUCUACCAUGAUCAGCUCCACACUUUCAUGGUACUUGAAUUGCUAAAAGGUGGAGAGUUGCUGGAACGCAUUCGUAAGAAGAAGCUGUUCAGUGAGACCGAAGCCAGUCGCAUCAUGCGCAAACUUGUCUCAGCUGUCAGCCACAUGCAUGAUGUUGGGGUGGUUCACAGAGAUUUGAAACCAGAGAACCUGCUUUUCACAGAUGAAAGUGACAACUCUGAAAUUAAAAUCAUUGACUUUGGGUUUGCUAGAUUAAAACCUCCAGAUAAUCAGCCAUUAAAAACCCCAUGCUUCACGCUGCAUUAUGCUGCACCAGAAAUUCUUAAGUAUGAUGGCUAUGAUGAGUCCUGCGAUCUGUGGAGCCUUGGUGUCAUUCUGUACACAAUGCUUUCAGCGCAGGUACCCUUUCCGUGUGAAGAGAAGAUGCUGACUCAUGCCAGUGCAGAAGAGAUCAUGAAAAAAAUCAAGCAGGGAGAUUUUUCCUUUGAAGGAGAAGCCUGAAAAGUGUUUCUCAGACAGGCGAAGAACCUCAUUCAAGAACUACUGAUUGUUGAUCCAGGUCAAGCCGAAUCAAAAUGUCAAGUCUAAGGGCAUAAUGAAUGGUUGCAGGAUGAACAGCCAUCUUUCUUCCACCCUCUUAUGACCCCUGGUAUUCUAGGAACUUCAGGUGCUACUGUGAACACAUAUGUCAAGGCAACAUUCCAUGCAUUCAACAAAUGCAAGCGGGAGGGGUUCUGCCUCCAGAACGUAGACAAGGCACCCUUGGCCAAGAGAAGGAAGAUGAAGAAGACCAGCACAAGCACAGAAACCCGGAGCAGUUCCAGUGAGAGCUCACACUCUUCCUCCUCACAUUCACUAGGCAAGGCAUCCCCCUCCAAGACGCUACAGCCAAAUCUCCAAACUGAGAGCAAUAAUGAAGCGGGACACACCAUCUUCCAGUUUGCACAGUGAGCUUGGGGCAUCUUACAACUCUCCAAGCGAGAGUGAAAAGUGCUGUGGUCAUCUUCCAGUAUGCUUAGCAAUAGUUAAGAUAGGGCUAUGCCAUGAAACACUAGCUAAGGGCUUGGCCCAUGGCCCCUUGCACUGCUGAAGAGGCCAAUGUGUCUUUUCUAUUUCUUACUCCAUCAUAUUUAUGAUCUUUACUAGGAGAGAACUCAUGGUUCUAACACAGUACAAACUGCCAAGGAGGCAAAAAGGAACUGUGUGGAAUUCAUGGUUUUUAAAGAACUUGUUUGAUAUUUUGUAUUGAAACUCCAGCAUUACAAAAAUGACUAGUUUCUAAUUGUUAUUUAUUUGACGUCACACCUGUUUUCUUCUGCUGGAUUGUCCAGAAUAUUAACAUCCCUCUUUAUAUUUUAAUCUUUAACAGGAUUUGAUUAUUAAGCAUAUCUGCUUACAGUUCUUUUUAUACUUUACACAAGGAUCUGGCAAGCAGGCAAACUAAUUUCCAACUCAUGUAGAAACAGGCUGGCCAAGACUGAGAGCCUAACUCUUAAUUUGUUCAAGAGUGAGAUAUUUUUUAUGAGCAUCUUUCUAAAAAGAGGAGAAUGUGACUUCAGGGGACACUGACAUUUCUGGCUCUGUUCUUUCCUGCCUGCUUGAAAAACAAAGGCAUUUCAUAAUCAAAGUAUUUCAGAGAUGCAGUGAAGAAAGAGAAGGUACCCGGCAGAGAAAAGUGUGAAAUGUUAUGUAAGUUUUAGAUGUGAGAGAUUUGGAAACCAAAUUCAGGUAACUGAUUUAAAAAUUGUUUUUAUGUAAUAAUGG